CCCGAAAUGGAUGGUGAAAGUUAGGGUUUUUGGAUUCUCCUAUUUAUUUUAUCCCCCUCUGUGGUUUUGAGCUUCAUUUCUUUUUCCUUUCUUUAUCACUGAAAUUCCAAGCAAAAUAUCAUGGGCAAGGGUCCUGGUCUCUACACUGAAAUCGGAAAGAAAGCCAGAGAUCUUCUUUACAAGGAUUAUCAGACUGACCAAAAGUUCACUUUGACCACUAGCUCUCCCACUGGUGUUGCAAUUACCUCUGCCGGAACGAAGAAAGGUGAUCUUUUCUUGGCUGAUGUUAAUACCCAGCUGAAGUCUAGGAAUGUUACAACUGAUAUCAAAGUGGACACCAGCUCCAAUCUAUUUACCACCAUAACAGUUGAUGAACCUGCACCCGGGCUAAAGGCAAUCUUUGGCUUCAGAGUCCCUGAUCAGAGGUCUGGCAAGAUUGAACUCCAGUAUUUGCAUGAGUAUGCUGGGAUUAGCUCAAGCAUUGGAUUGACUGCCAACCCGAUUGUUAACUUCUCGGGUGUGCUUGGAACAAAUGUUCUUGCACUAGGUACCGAUAUCUCAUUCGACACGAAGACUGGGAAUUUCACCAAAUGCAACGCGGGAUUCAGCUUCACCAAUGCAGACCUCAUUGCUUCUUUGGCUCUGAAUGAAAAGGGUGAUUCAGUUAACGCAUCUUACUACCAUAUUGUGAAUCUAUCGACCAACACUGUUGUUGGUGCUGAGGUGACCCAUAGCUUCUCUACCAAUGUGAACACCAUCACCGUGGGUACACAACAUGCAUUGGAUCCAUCAACCACAAUCAAGGCACGGGUGAACAAUGCCGGCAAGGCAAGCGCACUCAUCCAGCACGAGUGGCGCCCAAAAUCUCUCUUUACCAUUUCUGGAGAGGUGGAUACCAAGUCCAUCGAUAAGAGCCCCAAGGUCGGACUUGCUUUGGCACUCAAGCCUUGAGAGCCUAAAAAAAAAAAAAGAAGAAGCUCAUUUUGGAAAGGGUAUGGUAGACUUUAAAAGAGUUCUGAAGUUUUAGUCUGUUGUUGACAUUCAUGGUGUUGCCAUCUUACCUUUCAUGUCAAUGGUUUUUCAUUUAAAAAAAAGAAUAAAGUGAAAAAAAAAAAUGUGAGAACUGUUUUUAGUCACAUUCCUUGUUUAGUUGAGGUGAAGUACCUUUGAUUUGCCCCAUAAAUUUUUUUAGAGGCUCUCUUUGUUUUUUCAUGGAAUUUGCUGCUAAUAAAGGAAAAUAAGGGUUGUACC
This is a messenger RNA of Gossypium raimondii (Peruvian cotton), 1251 nucleotides long. RefSeq names its product mitochondrial outer membrane protein porin of 34 kDa. Gene Ontology annotation, cellular component: mitochondrial outer membrane. The transcript is spliced from 6 exons. The record is from RefSeq and is a predicted model, not a curated record. Gene Ontology annotation, molecular function: voltage-gated monoatomic anion channel activity. NCBI's taxonomy places the organism in Eukaryota, Viridiplantae, Streptophyta, Magnoliopsida, Malvales, Malvaceae. Gene Ontology annotation, biological process: monoatomic anion transmembrane transport. The coding region runs from base 121 to 951 and encodes 276 amino acids.